Colletotrichum navitas is the source of this 849-nucleotide messenger RNA. RefSeq lists its product as uncharacterized. The coding region runs from base 93 to 572 and encodes 159 amino acids. The transcript has 2 exons. The record is from RefSeq and is a predicted model, not a curated record. NCBI's taxonomy places the organism in Eukaryota, Fungi, Ascomycota, Sordariomycetes, Glomerellales, Glomerellaceae.
AGAGAAGAAAGAAAGAAACACGAAAUCAUAGUCUAUUGCGAAAGGAAAGACUGGACGAUUGAACUGACAAAUUAUUCCGCCAUGCUGCCAAGAUGGCCUACCGGGAUCACAGGCGAGUCGAAGAGGUGUCUAACCCGUUUCCAGCACACUCGCGGCCAUCAUUGCUUGUAUCCAACGUUCGCACCCACAUGGGGUGGCCUAGGGGCCGGGGGGCAGCGACUCCAAUCUCGAAGCCGAAUGUCGAGGCACUUCUCAAACCGCUUAGUAGCAGGUCAUCUUUCCCGAUUUGGGAGCAUUUCCGGAGAAAUAAAAACUCUCCUCGACAGUAUGACGGUGGGGAUACGUGCCGCGGUGUUCCUCGUUGCUUCGGCCCCGGACGAGAGAAGAUUCCGAAGAAGACGAAGAGCGUCUACAGGAGCUCAAGAGUCAUCCGAUACAAUAUGAUGCCUCGAGUACCACAGCUACCCCGAGACCCUGAUCAAGAUGCGCGAGAAUCCACCGCGGCACCACGUUCGUCGCGCCGUCUAUUGCAGCCCGGCUUUGAGGUUCCUCCAUGCCAUGCCGGGAGGUGAGGCGGCUUUCGUCCCACCGCUGCAGUUUGGUUCGUAUCGCCAGCCUCGCGUGUGCACCUGGGUUACUCGUACCCGAUCCCAUCCCACCAGAGAACGCGCAACCUCAGCACCGAUUGGGCUUCCUGCCGCAACGCAUGCGCGAUGCUGCGCCGGAUCCAGCUAGUCCCCUCUUGUUCUGAGGGGUCACCAAGCUUACAUAGUACUACCGUAAACACUGGCUAAAUUUGACCACCUCCACUUUGCAAGCUAACGGCAACGAGUAUCGCCGCCGCUGACU